Triticum aestivum (bread wheat) is the source of this 261-nucleotide messenger RNA. RefSeq lists its product as uncharacterized. The coding region runs from base 1 to 261 and encodes 86 amino acids. NCBI's taxonomy places the organism in Eukaryota, Viridiplantae, Streptophyta, Magnoliopsida, Poales, Poaceae. The record is from RefSeq and is a predicted model, not a curated record. The transcript has a single exon.
AUGGCCAUGGAGAGGUUCUUUACGGCGCUCGUCUUCUGCGAGGCGUUGCUGGAGGGCUACGGCACAUCGGUGCUCACCGCCGGCGCGAGCAACAGGCUGGUCGUUGGCGGUGGCGGCGCGACCAAGCCGUCGGUGGCUAGCAAGGCGGACGCUCAGAAGGAGCAGGGACUCUUCAACGGCAAGCCGACGGCGCAUCGGAGCCCUGCUGUCGAGCUCGCGUUCGACGGGGUCAACUGCUUCGACACCGUCGUCAUGCACUGA